AUGUUGCAGUUGCUAGGACGACAGGAGGCGUCAUCCAGUGUUGAGAAUCGGCAUGUGGAUGGAGUAGAAUAUGAGAGAGCGCAGCCGCCUGGAGCAAUUUCCGUGCAAUCUCUGACAAAAGUGAAUACUCUGGAGGGCACGGGCAACCAGGAAUCUUCUGGUGCUGUUGGCUUAACCAUUUCCGGAUUACAUGAAUCCAUUUUUGAGCUAGAUUUGCCGCCGCAAGGUACACUGUAUACGAUUGUUGACUUAUAUUUCAAGCACGUCAAUCCAUGGUGUCCCAUUCUUGACCGAAAGGCGACGCUCGACAGACUUUUUGGAUCUUCCGUGCCAGAUGAGGCUGGCCGUGUCCUUCUGCAUGCUAUUGUCCGGACAACACUACGGUUUUACAGGGAUCAUAGCUUAACAUCACGAUGGCGCGAACAAUACGAUACUAUCUCGAAACAGAAGAUUUUACUCUAUGCCUUCGAGAAUACUAACAUUGAUGCGCUACAGGCUCUUAUGAUCCUCGCGUUGGAUGUACUUGGCAAAUCGUACGGGCCACAGAGCUGGACACUGCUAAGCAUGAUAGUGAGGAAUGUUAUACAGCUCGGGCUUGGGACGGAGAGGGGAGUGACUCUUGGGCCUCCUAGCUAUCAAUCGGUAGGCACUCUGCAAGAGUUUGCCCUGCCUCAACCAACUUCUUGGAUUGAAAAUGAAGGGCGCAGACGGUUGUUUUGGAUGACAUACAUCUUGGAUCGAUAUGCAUGUGUCGAAGCCGGCUCUGAUUUUACGCUUGAUGAACAGCAAACAGAUCGGCCGUUACCUUGCAGAUACGAUUUAUUUUCAAAAAACCAAGCGGUUGAAACUAGACGGUUUUUUGGACCCGGAAGACCAGAGAUUACAGUGAACCACGCCGAGAAUCUGGGUAGCUUCUCCUAUCACUGUGAGGUUCUACGAAUCUUAAGUCGUAUCCACAAAUUCCUGCGCAACCCCAUUGAUAUUGUCUCACUGGUGGACUUCGAGAAAUGGCAAGCUACGUAUCGCGGACUAGACCGCGAGCUUGAUAGGUGGCUUUACAGUCUACCAGACGGUUACAGUCGGAUUUCUCAACUCUGCCAUUCAAGCCCCACUAGUAGGAUAUCUAAUUGGAUCAUGCUCCAUGCAGCCUUUGUGGUUUCCGUCUUGCGACUGCAUUCUUGCGCUGCCUAUCCAAUAGUACGCUCACAAAUCUUCGCCCCGUCGUAUAGUGCGAUGCAACGCUGUAUUGCCGCGGUUGAGAGUUUACGUGAGAUCGUCCAAGACGUUGUUAAUACGGGGAUGUUGGACCUUCUUGGGCCUCAUUUUGCCUUCUCGCUGUGGGUUUCGGCGAGGGUGUUGUUGGUUGAUGCCUCAGUCAUGAAUACUGAUAUUAAUCCCAACAUCUGGUUUUUCCUAUCAACACUGGAGAAAAUGGGACAGUUUUGGGGAGUCGCCAAGAGAUACUCCCAGAUUCUAGAGCGCAUACUACAAGAGUAUCAAGAAGCCAAGCGUGUGGCUCUGACUUCACCUACAUCCUCAUCAUCACAUUCUCCCCAAUCGUCGGGACCAAAAUCUCUCAGGGAUAUGCGGCGAAACGCAUACGACCUCAGCAUUCUCCUAGCCCAAAGAUCCGCCUCAGCCCUCCAACUACCGUCCGUAAAAGUCCCCGCAUCAAAUGAACUUGAAUAUUACGAAGUCUUCGACUUCUUCAACUAUCCGCGGCCAUCCGUGGUCGUUGUAAACCACCACCCUCCACUUACAACAACUAGUGCUGGCUCAAAGCAAUUGGAAACUAAUGACCUUGAAAGCUGGGUAAGGCCGAAAACCCAUUUCGUAUCAACAAACUUCACAUAUUCGCGUACAGACCCCGACUGGCUCGCCUUCCAGCCUCCACAGGAUUAG
Messenger RNA from Histoplasma mississippiense, 1902 nucleotides. RefSeq lists its product with no specific name. The transcript has 3 exons. Gene Ontology annotation, cellular component: nucleus. The coding region runs from base 1 to 1902 and encodes 633 amino acids. Gene Ontology annotation, biological process: DNA-templated transcription. The record is from RefSeq and is a predicted model, not a curated record. Gene Ontology annotation, molecular function: zinc ion binding; DNA binding. Lineage: Eukaryota; Fungi; Ascomycota; Eurotiomycetes; Onygenales; Ajellomycetaceae.